Messenger RNA from Thunnus maccoyii (southern bluefin tuna), 2222 nucleotides. RefSeq names its product carbonic anhydrase 4-like. The transcript is spliced from 9 exons. Gene Ontology annotation, molecular function: carbonate dehydratase activity; zinc ion binding. NCBI's taxonomy places the organism in Eukaryota, Metazoa, Chordata, Actinopteri, Scombriformes, Scombridae. Gene Ontology annotation, cellular component: plasma membrane. Bases 269 to 1210 code for a protein of 313 amino acids. The record is from RefSeq and is a predicted model, not a curated record.
AAUUGAAUUCAGCUGCAGCAGAAAAGUCUUGCUUUAAUUAACUGAAAGGGACCCUGUAUUAUUAUUUUUUAAUUGAGAGGAUUAGUCGUUUUUAGAGUGUAACAUUGUGAAAUUUAGUAUUAGAUGUAAGCCUAGUAUUUCAUUUAAAAAAAAACAAAAAACAAUUUAUGUUUAUAAGUUGACAUUUAAGUGUGCACCGCUUUCUUGCGCAACCUAACUGUUCAGUGCCGCUUUCAAUGAGUCAAAUUGGAAUCCACUAGAAAAAAAUAUGAACUGGCUUAUAGUUGCGUUUGCUGUGUGCGCUCUUGUGCCCAGUGUCCACUGCGCCUCAGACGCUAUCGCCUGGUGUUAUGAUCAGCCAAGCUGCAAUGACACUACCUGGCCAGUCAUUGCUGCUAAUUAUUGCAACGGCACUCGACAGUCGCCCAUUAACAUCGUCUCAUCAUCUGCCGAACCUGACUCCAGCCUGGUUGCAUUCACCUUUAAUAAUUACAGCAGCACCUCCGCCCUAAAAAAGAUCGAAAACACCGGCAAGACAAUCAAAGUUGCCUUAGGAAGCGGUGUUGGGAUCUCAGGAGGAGCCCUGACCGAGGCCUAUGACAGCCUGCAGUUCCACUUGCACUGGGGUAAUGGCAGCGCUUUUCCCGGUUCCGAGCACACUGUGAAUGGGAAGCGAUAUCCCAUGGAGCUGCACAUUGUUAACAGCAAGUCAUCCUAUCAUGGGAACACGACUCAAGCCAUUGCGGACUCAACAGGACUUGCUGCUCUUGGUUUCUUCAUUGAGGAAAUGGCAGGUGAUGCAACUGGACAACCUGAAAGCUGGCGCACACUGACCUCCUACCUGGCCAACAUCACAGAAAGCGGCCAGACUGCUACAAUUGCAUCUGGAAUUUCACUGGAUGAUCUCCUGGUUGGAGUGGAUCGCACCAAGUAUUAUCGUUACCUUGGCUCCUUGACAACCCCAACUUGCAAUGAAGCUGUGGUCUGGACAGUGUUUAAGGAUACAAUCAAAGUCAGCAAAGAUUUGAUUGACCUCUUCAGCACAACACCGCACGUCUCCAACAGCACAUCACCUCUUAUGAUAAAUGUCUACAGAAACAUCCAGCCAGCCCAGCCAGUCAGAACACAGGGUACGUCUACGUCACAGGCUUCCACAACCUGCUACUCUCUAGGGCUGAUUGCCCUGAGCCUUGCACUGGUGAGAGGUUAGAGCCACAAAGGGGGGAAAAAAGCAUUGUUGUGGUAUCUCAGCAACUUAUGGUGCAGAUUAAUCUGUUUAGUAAUGGGAAUACACUUUUUUCACCACCAUCAUUCAUCGCCUUUUCCACAUGAUUUAUAUGACUUUAGCCAUCUCCAAAUUAUUAAUGAUCAAAUGUACCUGUAUGCGCUGAAUACUACAUGUCAUUAGUGCCUUCAGUUCAGUAUGCACAGUGUAUUACAUCAGUCUUUUCACAUGUUGCAAAACUGAGCCUCAACACCAUAAGAACUUUGCUGCUCCCAAUGUAGCUCUCUCUCUCUAUAUAUUAACAUCAUAUCAUGACAUGCUUAAAAUGCAUAUUAAUCAUAAUGAUGGCUGCCUCUGCUCUAAUAUCAAUCAUAUUGUUUUCAGGGGUGUGAUAAGUUAUAAAGAAAUAUUUAUCCAUAAUCAGAUUUUUAUCCAUGUUUAUGCGUAUGCUUGCACUAUUUGCAUACUAACUAGAAUUUUGCCUUUUGUUGGUAGUAUGAACAAUUCAGGCACAGCUCAUGUCUUUGGGUUGAGGUGCCUGGAAGAAGGUGAUGUACUUUGCACUAGGUUUACUGAUCACUUGUAGCAACACUAGUUUAGAAAUCCAUCCAGCAAUAAUCUCAGUGUGACAGUGUUUAGUUACAUUAAAAUCUGCCUUAAUGUUGGCAUGUACCUGUCUGAAGAGUUUCUACCAAUAGUUGUUGCAGAAUAUGGUAAUGUUAUAUUUUUGUAUUUUUAGAUUGUAUAGUACCUGAUUAGCUUUUAUUUGUGCUCAUUCCCUGACGUGUACAUCGGUGCAGAUACUCAUUGCCAAGCUGGACACUCAAAAUGGAACUUGUGCUACCUCUUGCAGUUGGUGUAGUGAAGGAUUGUCACUCAAUCGAAUGAACACCAUUAUUUAUCAGUUUAGUCCUGUGUUACACUAUUUGCACAUGAAACAGAACUGUGAACUGUUGAUCUUGUUAAAUGUCUGUAAAUUAAAAUUAUUUGUCAAUUA